Brassica oleracea var. oleracea is the source of this 2283-nucleotide messenger RNA. Its product is annotated as LRR receptor-like serine/threonine-protein kinase GSO1. The record is from RefSeq and is a predicted model, not a curated record. Gene Ontology annotation, biological process: protein phosphorylation. Gene Ontology annotation, cellular component: membrane. NCBI's taxonomy places the organism in Eukaryota, Viridiplantae, Streptophyta, Magnoliopsida, Brassicales, Brassicaceae. Gene Ontology annotation, molecular function: protein kinase activity; protein binding; ATP binding. The transcript has 4 exons. The coding region runs from base 93 to 2165 and encodes 690 amino acids.
UGUUUUGACUCUUCAAAAACCAAAAAAAGAGAGUCAUUAUCUUCUUCAUCACUCUCACACACACACACUCUCUCUCUUCUCUUCAACCAAACAUGGUUUCCCCUGUCUCACUCUCCCUCAUCCUCUCCUUCUCCUUCCUCUUCCUUUCACAUUCACAAUCUUCGCCAUCAGAGCUCGACAUUCUCCUCGACAUCAAAUCCUCUCUCGACCCACAGAAACGCUUCCUCACUUCAUGGACUCCAGACUCCGACCCUUGCUCCCCCGGCUCCUUCGACGGUGUCGCCUGCGACGGAAACCGCCGCGUAGCUAACAUAUCUCUCCAAGGAAUGGGUCUAACCGGAACCAUCCCUCCUUCCAUCGGUCUCCUCACUAGCUUAACCGGUUUAUACCUUCACUUCAACUCCUUAACCGGUCAGAUUCCUAAAGAUAUCUCAAAUCUACCUUUCCUCGCCGAUUUAUACCUCAACGUCAACAAUCUCUCCGGCGAAAUCCCUCCUCAAAUCGGAGACUUAGACAAUCUUCAAGUUCUUCAGUUAUGUUACAACAAGUUAAGUGGGAGUAUACCAACACAGUUAGGUUCUCUCAACAAGAUCACUGUCUUGGCUUUACAGUAUAACCAACUCUCCGGUGCUAUACCGGCAAGUUUAGGCGAUAUCCGUACGUUAACGAGGCUUGAUUUGAGCUUCAACGAUCUCUUUGGUCCUGUUCCGGUUAAACUCGCCGGUGCUCCUCUGCUUGAAGUUUUAGACAUUCGCAACAACUCCUUCUCCGGCUUUGUUCCCUCUGGUUUGAAGAGGCUAAACAAUGGGUUCCACUAUGCAAACAACCACGGUUUAUGCGGAGAUGGUUUCACAGAUUUGAAACCUUGUACCGGUUCUAACGAACCGAACCUAAACCGUCCCGACCCAACAAACCCGAAUACUUUCAGAACAACUAAUGAUGUUAAACCAGAAUCUGCGGACUUACAAAGAAGCAACUGCAGCAACAAAAAUGGCGGGUGUUCAUCAAAAGCCGCAAAGUCCUCAUCUUUAGGAACCGUCAUGGGACUAAUAGGAUCAAUACUCGCAGUUGCAAUCUUCGGCGGCUCAAUGUUCACUUGGUACAGACGUAGGAAACAGAGGAUUGGAAGCAGUCUUGAUGGUAUGGACAGCAGGGUAAGCACUGAGUACAACUUCAAAGAACCUUCCAGAAGAAAAAGCUCUUCUCCGUUGAUCAGCUUAGAGUACUCGAGGGGUUGGGAUCCCUUAGGUAGAGGACAGAACAGUAACAACAACAGUGCAUUGUCUCAAGAAGUCUUUGACAGCUUUAUGUUUAAUCUAGAGGAGAUUGAGAGAGCUACUCAGAGCUUCUCUGAGGUUAAUCUGUUGAGAAAGAGUAACGUCUCUUCGGUUUAUAAAGGUACCCUUAGAGACGGCUCUGUUGCAGCCAUCAAAUGUAUAGUGAAAUCGAGCUGUAAGUCAGAUGAAUCGGAGUUUCUCAGAGGGUUGAAGAUGCUGACGUUGCUGAAACAUGAGAACUUAGUGAGGCUUAGAGGCUUUUGCUGCUCUAAAGGGAGAGGAGAGUGUUUCCUUAUCUACGAGUUCGUCCCUAAUGGUAAUCUCUUGCAAUAUCUUGACGUCAAGGAUGAGAGUGGUGAUGUUCUUGAAUGGACUACUCGAGUUACCAUCAUAAAUGGAAUCGCCAGAGGCAUUGUUUACUUGCAUGGAGAGAAUGGGAACAAGCCUGCAAUAGUUCACCAGAAUCUAUCAGCAGAGAAGAUCCUCAUUGACCAUUGGUAUAAUCCUUCUCUUGCGGACUCUGGUCUCCAGAAGCUUUUCACGGAUGAUAUCGUCUUUUCGAAGCUCAAAGCAAGUGCUGCGAUGGGAUACUUAGCUCCUGAGUACAUAACUACAGGAAGGUUCACUGACAAGAGCGACGUCUACGCCUUUGGUAUGAUUCUGUUGCAGAUACUCAGUGGCAAAAGCAAAAUCAGCCAUUUGAUGAUCUUACAAGCUGUAGAGUCUGGAAGACUGAACGAAGAUUUCAUCGAUCCAAAUCUUAGAAAGAAGUUCCCGGAGACAGAAGCUGCUCAGCUCGCUAGACUUGGUCUUCUCUGCACUCAUGAAUCCUCAAACCAGAGACCAUCCAUGGAAGAUGUUGUGAAAGAACUUAAUAAACUCUCAUGAUGUAACAAUCUUUAUCUCCUUUGUAACUGUAGCUGAAGUACUUAGGAUGUAAAAAAACAAGUGUGAUUGUUUUCAGACCAACCAACAUGUGAAUGAAUAUGUUGUGACAUUGUCUUCA